Messenger RNA from Podarcis lilfordi (Lilford's wall lizard), 4847 nucleotides. NCBI's taxonomy places the organism in Eukaryota, Metazoa, Chordata, Lepidosauria, Squamata, Lacertidae. The record is from the annotation of a GenBank genome assembly.
CAAAAAAGCAAUAUGAUAGCCAGAAGGGAGAGGCAUGGUUUAUAUAAAACCCAGUCUGGCACAAUCCAUGGAUUUCUUCCUAGGAAAAAGUUAUGAAACUUUUGGCAAACUUUUCAUUGGCUCAAAAGCACAACAGAGUGGUAAAUCAGCCACUUGAUCUGUGUGGAGCUGAAUCCAAUACGGUCCCCCUGGAAAAAGUGAGUCCUUUUUGCAUUCAUUUCUCUCCUUCCCUCUGCUGUUUUGUCUUUUCCUCAUUAUCUGAAGGAACCUGAUUUGCAUCUUUCUUCCAUUGUCGUGUGGACCAGUUCUUGGAUUCCUGUCUCCUGCCACACCCAGUUGCUGCUGUUUUCUUUCCUAACUGGUGAAAGAGAAAAUGGAGGGUGAGACUGCCAUAAGGAUUCCAGGAACAGCACUAACUUUUAACCCCUCUGCCUAUUUUCAUCAGAGCACCAAGAAUACCAUGUGAUUCGAUUUAAACACACCGUGUAGCAAGUAGACCAAAGCUGAUCCCACUGUUUUCUAGUUUUCCUGCAAUGGACUUCAAAUUCACAUUCCUAACCUACAGAAACGGGUGUGGGUCAGGCAUGGAGCAAGCAGGAUGGCGGUAGGGCUGCCAAUUUUUCAACCAGCUGCUGCAGCUGUGCCUGUAAGAAAUAUCUGCACGUGAACUGUUUAACCCCAUGCCUAAAAACACUUCAUAUGCAGAUUUUGGCUUUUGUUCAAAUGUUGAAAGAGCAGAUCAAUCCAUUUCCACUCACCAGCCUGUCAUCCUGCCCGGUCCAAUUAGCGAUCCUUAUGCGGUGAUAUGCAAAACAUAAUUUUGGUUGCCUCCAGAAUGUCAGCACAAUUAAAUUCAUACAAGGCACACUGCAACCAUGGUGCUGCAAAUCUACUUCAAACACAAUAAUGGACUUUAUGGGAAGUUGUGAAUUAGGGUGGAUUCAGGAGGAAUGCUCUUUGCCAUAUAACCCCCUCCAAAUAAAUCAGAACAAAUGCUCAAUAAAGUUCAGGCAUAGUGUUCCCAUUACCACCUUAGAGAACAGUGAAGUUAUUUUUUUCACUACUACAUUUCACAGUUCUGCCACCUCCUCCUUGAUGUUCACAUAGGCUGUUCAUUUCUGUUUCUGUACUAACCAGGGGGUAUUGAUGGGGGUAGGGAGCGGGUGGCGCUGUGCUCUAAACCACGGGGCCUCUUGGGCUUGCUGAUUGGAAGGUCGGCAUUUCAAAUCCAUGCGAUGUGAGCUCCCUUUGCUCUGUCCCAGCUCCUGCCAACCUAGCAGUUCGAAAGCAUGCCAGUGCAAGUAAAUAAAUAGGUACCACUGCGGCGGGAAGGUAAACGGCGUUUCCACGUGCUCUGGUUACUGUCAUGGUGUCCCGUUGUGCCAGAAGGGGUUUAGUCCUGCUGGCCACAUGACCCGGAAGGCUGUCUGUGGGCAAACGCCGGCUCCGUCGGCCUAAAGCGAGAUGAGCAACCCCAUAGUCACCUUAACCGUACAGGGCUCCUUUACCUUUACCUUUUUUAUUAUUGAUGGGGGUGAGGGAUGUGAUUCCCUUGGCAAACAUGUUCACAUUUUUGCUAGAGAAAAAUUAGGAGUGACUCAAGGACUCCUUUUGGCAUGAAGCUGGGUUGAGAAACAACACCUCAAUUUAUAACAAAGUGCAGGAUACACAAUGCAUUUUGGGUAACGUCCUGUGAAAACACAAUAAAAACAUGACACUGGUAAUACAGUGAAUGCAGUGAUUGGGAAUGUGGCCACAGUCUUGGUCUAAGCAUUGUGCCAGCAAAUCAGGAUGGAUUCUCAAUAAACAGCUCAUCUGGAAGAGCCCAUGGUGUGAGACCCCUAUUCAUAUCUGAAACUCAGGGCUGCCAUUGGAGCACCAGACUCCUUCCUCCUGCAUCACAUGCCCAUCCUCCUCUGAAUCACCUAUAGCCUUACUGCAGGGGGAAGGGGAAUGAUGUGUUCAGCUAUCAAAGCAGUACCCCUCUCUUCUCCAUGCCUAUGUCCGAUUUAUAUGAAUGCUUAUUAGAAUUUGCACAUCACAUCUGUUCUGGGCACAGAGGGAGAGGUUGUGUUCACUGUGCAAAUGCAGGUUAGCAAUUCUGUCACCGCACUGCCCUCUCGUGGCAAAAAUAAGGACACACAAAUUGUUCUACUAAAAACUGUGUAUACUGUAUCCGCUGCGCUUGUGGGCUGUUAUAUGUAGGCAGUACCACUCAUGCAAUUAGGACCAGAAUCUCUGAGCAUAGGUCCAAAAUACAUAACAUAUGUUUAGGCGCCCCAUUAGUCCAGCAUUUCCAGCAAGCAGCCCAUACAGAGAAUAAUCUGAGUUUUUUUAAUCUUGUGGACCUUUAAAAAACAACCUUUUAGAACUGUAGAUAUACGAAGAGCCUUGUUACAGAAACAGUAUAAAUUAAUAUUUCAAUUAGGAACCUUAUAUGCAAAGGGUUUGAAUACUGAAUUCGAUCUAAAAUGCUAUGUAUGAGUGUACUGUUGUUUGGUUGUAACAGAAAAGUGAUGCUGCAGCUUUAAUCAUGUAAUCAUGUAAUCAUGUGAUGAUUGAUUCUAUACUCCUGUAUUGUAUUUAACUGCUUGUUAUGAGUCUGAACAUUAGUUGUGCCUGUGAAUACUUUCUUUAUCCUGAGCAAACCAUUUUGUAUGAUUGGGUAAGGUAUAGUAUAAGACUGAUCUUUUCUAAUUUCUAUGGUUUACCACACAUUGUAAUUGGAGUGCUAUUUUGUAUCAUGCAGCUUUUCGGACUGAUGAAGUGUGUAGCGAAACCUGUAAUAAAUCCGGAGAACAGGUCUCUUUUUGCCCACUUGCGUUAUUCUCACCAUCGUGGUGGCUUUGAUUUGCCUUCCCGUGAUUGAUCCAUGUACCCGGCUUUGUCUUUCCAACUCAAGAUCCAUUGAAGAACAUCUCAUCCAGCUCAAUCUUUGAAAAACAGCUUUGAAAAACUUUUUCAUAUUCUCCAGAGUGCUACCCUUGCCGUUGUGGCAGUAUGGGGUUGCCGUUCUGUGAUUGGACUUAUACUUGUUGAAUGGUUCAUUUAUCCAGUCCGUAUAACGUUUAGUGUACAUGUAAUUUGUUAAGAUAGAGUUGUACACUUAUCCACUCCAUGUUUACAUUAUCUCCAGGCUUUGUCUUGCACAUGGCACCUUAGUAUGUUUGUUUUUUGAAUGGUUAUAUGUCUAUCUCUAUUCUAGCUAUUAUUCUAGUAAAUUUGGUUUUAUGCUUAUAAGCCAGUUUGUGGUGUUGUUGUUGUUUUGUUGUUUCUUUAUCUGCUGCCAUAACUUAUUUUAUGCAUUAUAAUAUGUAUUAUAUUAUGCAUUAUAAUUUAUAUUACAAUCCUAGGUGCUAGGAAGAAUGAGGCUGUCCGAAGACGUCUUUUGCCUAUUCCUUGCAGUCCUGCUGGUUGAUCUACUCCCUGAGUCAUCCUGCGGCAACAACCCCCGCUAUGAGAAGUUCCUGAACCAGCACCGAGACGAGCCCAGGAGCCGCUUCCACGGCCGAUACUGCAACACCCUCAUGGGCAGCCGUGGCCUGACCAAACCCGAGUGCAAGGAGGUGAACACUUUCAUCCACGGCUCCAAGCGGCAGAUCCGGGCCGUGUGUGCCGAAGGAGGGCUUCCCUCGGGGGAGCUGCGGAAGAGCCGGCAGCACUUCAGAGUCACCACUUGCACGCUCCGGGGGGGCUCCACUCGCCCACCAUGCGAAUACAAGGAGAACAUUUCACCCAGGUACAUUGUCAUUGGCUGCGAAGGCGGCUGGCCGGUGCACUAUGACGAAAGCCAGAUUGUGACCUCUCUUUGAAGCACCAUUGGUAGACCUGAAGGAAUCUCUCUUCCCUGUGUAUUCAUCAAAUUCUGUAUCCCAGUAUCCCAGUCAAAACAAAGCCCAAGUACAUGAAAUAGCUGUGUUCACAUUAAUCCAUUGAAACCUUCCCUUGCCUCGACUUUUCCUUCCCUCUUUAUUUCUCACCUCCCCCAUUCUCAAAUAGAUUGUAAGCUCACUGGGGCAAGGAGUCGCCUUUAAUGUUUGUUGCUCUGCAAAGUGCUGUGUAUACAGAUGACACUGUUUCAACGCUAAUAUUGUCAUUGUUAAUCAUGGCCACCACCAUGGGAUCAAGAUUGAAUCAUAUGCAGAUUAGGCCCACUGAAAUCAAUAGGGCUUCACUGAGUCAUCACUGGUAUUCCAAACAGUAAGGAGACUACCCUAAAUAUGAAUGAGACUGAAUCUGAUCCAACAAGUUUACACAGUGGUACCUCUGUUUUUGAAUGUCUCCAUUGAUGAACAUUUCGAUUUUCGAAAUGCUUCAGUUUUCGGAUAUGCCUUGGAAGUCGAACAUGCAACACAGCUUCCACUGAAUGCAAGAUCCUGUGGCCUAGCUGUCAGCUAUUGAGUUUUUGGUUUUCGAACGUUUCAGAACUCAAACCGUCUUCCGGAACAGAUGACGUUCGAAAACCAAGGUACCACUGUAAUAUCAUUUUACAGAAAUAAGUGACAAUGUGCUGGAAUAUACUGUUAUUCAGCACAUGUGAUUGGGAAGUAUCCUGGCAGCGCUACGAUUUACCAUGACAUUAUUGAAUCGUAUCGCUUUGAAGAAUUUCUUGCUGCUGUUUGCUUUAUUUCUGUGCUUUUGUGUUUGGUGUUAUAAUGAUUGUGAUGUUUUAUUUUCAACGCUGUUGUGAUUAUUGUGAGCCACUGCUCACAAUAUAUAUAUGCUACACAUAUAUUGGCUGCACAUGUAAAAAGAAAAGUAAGGACUAUAUAAAUACACAUUAAAAACCUUACAAACCUUUUUUAUUCAUUAUCUUUAAAUUAGAAGUGAAUAAAACAUUGCAUAUG